Amborella trichopoda is the source of this 4574-nucleotide messenger RNA. Its product is annotated as indole-3-acetaldehyde oxidase. Lineage: Eukaryota; Viridiplantae; Streptophyta; Magnoliopsida; Amborellales; Amborellaceae. Gene Ontology annotation, molecular function: oxidoreductase activity; iron ion binding. The record is from RefSeq and is a predicted model, not a curated record.
CAAAGCUUCUCUUCUGAAAAUUGCAGAGAGAGAGAGGAGAGAGACAUUGAUUGAUAGAGAGAGAGAGUAUGAAGCAGAGGUUGGUAUUUGCAGUGAAUGGGGAGAAGAAAGAGGUCUUUAACAUACACCCAUCUACCACUUUGUUAGAAUUUCUUCGCACCGAAACACCCUACAAAGGAGCCAAACUAGGGUGUGGAGAAGGAGGUUGUGGAGCUUGUGUUGUGCUUCUUUCAAAGUAUAACCCUGUAAAUGGUGAUGUGGAGGAUUUCACAGUGAAUUCAUGCUUGACCCUUCUGUGUAGUUUAGAUGGUUGUUCAAUCACUACAAGUGAAGGACUUGGAAAUUGCAGAGAUGGAUAUCACUCUGUUCAUCAGAGAAUUGCAGGUUUCCAUGCGUCUCAAUGUGGUUUUUGCACUCCUGGAAUGUCUAUCUCUCUCUUCUCAGCGCUCAUUAACGCGGAUAAAACCUCUGGAUCCAAGCCUCCAAAUGGGUUUUCGAAACUCACUGUUUCUGAGGCGGAGAGGGCUAUAGCUGGAAACUUGUGUAGGUGCACCGGUUAUAGACCUAUUAUCGACACUUGUAAGAGCUUUUGCAGAGAUGUAGACAUGGAGGAUCUUGGUUUCAACUCCUUUAGCAAAAAGGGAGAGCCUUUAGAUGUGAACAAGUUACCUCCUUAUAAUCAACACAAAGUCUGUACCUUCCCUGAAUUUCUCAAGCCUGAAACCAAAUUAACUUAUGAAUUUAGUGAGAGAAAUUUGAAUCUUGUGGAUAAGAAUGGAAUGGAUGAACUGCGAGACAGGACUUGGGCAUCCCCAUCGAGUAUGAGAGAGCUUCUCAAUGUAUUGGCAUCAGAAGCAAAUGAGAAUGGAGCUCAAGUGAAAAUAGUUGCCGGAAAUACCAGUUCAGGUAUCUAUAAAAGACCUGAGACUUGUUGUAGGUUUAUCGAUAUUAGGCAUAUUCCUGAGCUUUUGGUAAUAAGACGAGAUGAUUUAGGGAUUGAAAUUGGGGCUUGUGUGACUAUUUCUAAGGCCAUUAAAGCUUUAGAUGAGGAAGUUUCACUUGAGGCUGCAUCAAGCUUGAUUUUCGAGAAAAUUGCAAAUCAUAUGAACAUAGUUGCUUCAAAAUUUAUUAGAAAUACAGCUACUCUGGGGGGUAACUUAAUUAUAGCCCAAAGAGAUGAGUUUCCUUCAGAUAUAGCAACUAUUCUCCUUGGUGCUGGUUCAUCAGUCACAAUUCAGACCCCUAGAGAAACUCUCUCUCUAACAUUAGAGGAGUUCCUUGAAACGCCUCCAUGUGAUUCACAAACUUUACUCAUUAGCAUUCAAAUACCAAGUUGGAAUCAAUUCCACUCUCCCUCUAAAACCAAUGGUAGAAAUGGAUCAGAAAGAGAGAAAAGAUUGAUGUUCGAGACUUAUCGAGCUGCUCCAUAUCCACUAGGAGGUGCCUUGGCCUAUCUUAAUGCUGCUUUUAUGGCUGAGGUUUCAGUGGAUGAAUCCAACGGGGACCUUGUUUUGGGUAGUCUCAGGUUGGCUUUUGGUGCAUAUGGGACUAGACAUGCUAUGAGGGCAAAGAAGGUUGAGGAGUUUUUGGAAGGAAAGUCCCUUACCCCUGAAAUUUUACUUGAAGCUAUUCAAAUCCUUAAAAUGUUUAUUUUUCCAAAAGAAGGCAUCAGAAAAUCUGGCUACAGGUCAAGUUUAGCUGUUGGGUUUCUCUUUGAUUUCCUUUCUCCCCUUGUUAAGGGUUUGGCAGAACCCAAGCAAAGAUUAAAACUAGAGGAGCAUGAUUUAUUUGUAAGUUCAAAAAUUCAAAACAAAUCACAAAAUGGAUACACUAAUGCUGUAAAGGGUGAUUCUUUUGAUAUUAAGCACCAUAAUGGUGUAACUAAUUGCAAUAGUCAUAAGGAGGCUACUACAAAUGGAGGGAGCAUAAGUGUUCAUGGUCAAUCCGCUCAAAGUUAUCUUUCGAAGAAACCAACAUCAUUUUUUCGAUCAAUGCAAAUGGUUGAAGUUCAUGGGGACUAUGGUCCAGUUGGCCUCCCCACAAAGAAGGUUGCUACUGAGAUUCAGGCUUCAGGUGAAGCUAUAUAUGUUGAUGACAUACCUUCCCCAAAGGAUUGCCUUUAUGGAGCAUUUGUCUAUAGCCAGAAGCCUUUCGCUAGUGUAAAACAUAUUGAAUUUGAUUCCUUAAUGGAAUCUCCAGGAGUAGUUUCAUUUGUUUCAGUUAAGGACAUACCAAAAGGAGGAGAAAAUAUAGGCUCUGAGUCGAUAUUUGGGAAAGAAACCUUAUUUGCCGAUGAUCUUACAGAGUAUGCAGGUCAACCCAUCGGUGUGUUGAUAGCAGAAACACAAAAACAUGCUAAAAGAGCUGCCGAUCAAGUAAAGGUGUACUAUGAUACCAGUGGUCUGAGACAACCUAUUUUAUCCGUAGAAGAAGCAGUAGCUCAAUCUAGUUUUUUCGAGGUCCCAGAGUUCUUUUGCCCAAAGCAAGUGGGUGAUUUCUCAAAAGCACUAGCUGAAGCAGACCACAAGAUCCUUUCUUCCAAGGUAGAAAUUGGAUCUCAGUACUAUUUUUAUAUGGAAACACAAACAGCACUUGCUAUACCAGAUGAGGAUAACUGCAUUACCGUUUACUCUUCAACUCAAGUCCCAGAGACGACCCAGGUUGUUGUCGCGAAAUGCCUAGGUGUUCCGGAACACAAUGUCCGCGUUAUUACGAGAAGGGUGGGUGGAGGCUUUGGUGGAAAGGCCUUUAGAUCCAUCCCUGUUGCAGUCGCAUGUGCACUUGCAGCACACAAAUUGCGACGCCCAGUUCGUAUGUACCUCGAUCGCCAGACUGAUAUGAUAAUGACUGGGGGAAGGCACCCAAUAAAGGUCACGUACACAGUGGGUUUCAAUUCCGAUGGGAAAAUCACUGCCCUCCAUUUUGAUGCAUUGAUAGAUGCUGGAAUAUCACCUGAUACAAGCCCGAUCAUGCCCAAGACCAUUGUCAAUGCAUUGAAAAAGUACAAUUGGGGUUCUCUCUCUUUUGAUUUCAAGGUGUGCAAAACUAAUUUCCCGAGCAAAUCAGCCAUGAGAGCACCUGGAGAUGCUCAGGGCUCUUUUAUAGCCGAAACCAUCAUUGAACAUGUGGCAUCAUCUCUUUCUAUGGAUGCCAAUUCCAUUCGUGAAAAGAAUCUCCACACUUUCUCGAGUCUCAAUUUGUUCUAUGGAGACAGUGUAGAGAAUGCCGCUUCAUAUACUUUACCUCUAAUUAUGGACAAAUUGGUUUCAUCAUCGUGUCUCAACCAGAGAAUCCAAACUAUCCAACAAUUUAACAGUAUGAAUAGAUGGAAGAAACGGGAAAUCUCUCUCUUACCCAUUAUUUACGAAGUGUCUCCAAGGCCAACACCAGGACGAGUGAGCAUUCUUAAUGACGGUUCAAUAGUUGUUGAGGUGGGAGGAGUCGAGAUAGGCCAGGGGCUUUGGACCAAAGUGACACAAAUGACUGCUUUUACUCUCGGUCAGUUAUGGAAAAAAGGAAAUGAAGAGAUUUUGGAGAAGAUUCGAGUUGUUCAAUCCGAUACAAUAAGUUUGGUGCAAGGAGGGUACACAGCUGGAAGCACCACAUCUGAAUCGAGCUGUGCUGCUGUGGGGCUUGCUUGCAAUAUCUUGGUCGAAAGGCUUGCUCCCAUCAAGGCAAAUUUACUAGGCAAAAUGCAGCUAGUUUCAUGGGAUGCUCUGGUUCGUCAAGCACAUAUGCAGGCAGUGAACUUGUCAGCAAAUGCAUAUUGGACCCCUGAUAUGAGUUCAAGUAGUUACCUGAAUUUUGGUGCAGCUGCAAGUGAGGUGGAGAUAGACCUUCUGACUGGAGCUACAACAAUUUUAAGAACAGAUAUCACUUAUGACUGUGGAAGAAGCCUGAACCCUGCUGUGGAUCUUGGACAGAUUGAGGGAGCGUUUGUUCAAGGAAUCGGAUUCUUCACGCUUGAAGAGCAUGUUGUGAACUCUGAAGGGAUGGUGGUAUCAGAUGGGACAUGGACAUAUAAGAUACCAAAUAUUGACACCAUACCCAAGCAAUUCAAUGUCGAGUUCUUUAGCAGCGGCCAUCACAAGAAACGAGUUCUCUCAUCUAAAGCAUCAGGAGAGCCUCCAUUGCUUCUGGCUGUUUCAGUUCAUUGUGCUAUGAGAGGCGCCAUUAAAGAGGCUAGGAAAGAGCUUCAGUCUUAUAAAACUAGCUCAAAUGAACAAAUUGGAGAAGACUGUUCAGCCAUCUUUAGAAUGGACACUCCUGCGACCAUGGAUCUGGUGAAGAGGCUGUGUGGGCUGGAGAAUGUUGAGAGAUAUUUACAGAGUCUGGUCCAUCACCAUUGAGAAGCUCUCUCUCUCUCUCUCUCUCUCUAUAUAUAUAUAUAUAUAUAUAUAUGUAAAAUACUUGUAGAACAGAUUAAUGUAUUAAUUUAUUCAUCUUUAACAUGCGACAAUCAUGUCCCUGUGUUUGAUGUCUGUAAUAUCCGAAGAGAAUAGGAUUCCUUGGUCCACAGCUUAAGUUAGCAUGGUUAUAUUUAUGGAAAAAGAAAAGAAAGAAACAUUUGGGUU